GGGUACAGGACAUGUACGAGAGAAGGCACAGUUGGGCCACAGCACACAUACGGGGAAAGUUCUUUACCGGAUUUCGAACAACGUCAAGGUGCGAGGGCUUGCAUGCUGUGAUAUCACGGUAUGUUAAGUCUCGAUACAGCUACACUGAGUUUUUACGUCAUUUCCAUCGAUGCUUGAUGUUCGUGCGUGCAAAGGAGGUGGAGGCUGAUUUCGAGUGUGCAAAGGGCGACCCUGUUAUGACCACCAACCUGAAACAGCUGGAGCGGAGUGCAGCCGAGAACUACACUCGUGCAAUAUUCUAUUUGUUUGUUCCCAUUCUUGACAGGGCCUGUGCAAUGAGGGUGGUUGACUCUGAAGACAACGGUUCCUAUUUUAUCCACACCGUCUCUCGAUACGGCACUCCGGGGAAGGAUUGGCGUGUUGUUGCAACAUCUGAUACGAGGGAGGUCCGAUGCACGUGCAUGAGAAUGGAAUGUUUCGGGGUCCUCUGCGAACAUAUAAUUGCGGUGCUUGUUCUUAACAAUGUUCAUGAGAUCCCGAGGUCCCUGAUAUUGCCGAGAUGGACCAAGGAUGCAAAACUUGUGGCGGUGCAGUCGAUGGGCGUGAUUUGGGAUUCUGUACAACUGACGCAACACUGGUGCCUGAUGGAUUGGUACCAAAAAGUGUGCAAGAUUGCAUGUCACAGCACUGAAAAGUUCCAGUUUGCAAGAGACACUGCCAUGCUGAUGCUGAAGCACUUUGAGAACGAAGAUGCAGGGGACACCAGUUUUCCACCCGAGGGGCCACCUACUGAAGGUGGAAGGGGCCCGGCGCAGAAUCCACCCAGGCGCAAUACAAAGGGUAACGGUGCUCAUGGUGGAAAGAAAACCCAACGAUGUCGUUUCUGCCGGGAGGUGGGACACAACAGGACGACGUGUCCGGAACGCCGCACAAUGGAGUCAUCCAGCGCAGUUGCAGAUGACAUGGAUUCGAUGGACACUGACAUGCUCUAUGAUAACCUAUCCGGCGAUCUGUAUGCGACCGCCGAGAUUCAUUCGUUCCAAUGCUUCGAUAGUGACACGCAGGCUGGGUUUGCUAACAGCGACUUCGCUGGGACCAACACGUCCGGGCCUGUCAUGUCUCUCGCCGAUUGAGCAAAGGGGGCCUACAGUCAUCACGACUGUGUGUUGCAACGGUAGGUUGGUCGAAUCCUUUCACAUUCUCCGGUAGGCUGUAGCCGUACACAGAAUAUUGUCUGCAUUUCAUCUGGGUACAGAACCG
Molecule: messenger RNA, 1260 nt
Organism: Arachis ipaensis
Lineage: Eukaryota; Viridiplantae; Streptophyta; Magnoliopsida; Fabales; Fabaceae
Source: RefSeq, a predicted model, not a curated record